CGGACAAAUCUCAACCCUGAAAUCCCAAUCUUCUCUCCCGUCUCUCUCUCUCACACCCUCUCUCUCUCUCUGCCUAGGGUUCCGGUCUGUCGCCAUGAUGCAGCAGCCUCCGCCGUCGCAGCCACAGCCCGGCAUGGGGGCGCCCAUGCCUCCGCAAGGCGCGGCCGGGCAGCCUCCUCAGUGGGGCACGAUCCCGCCGCCGAUGCCGCAUCAGUACGCGCAACCGCCGCCGCAGCAGCCGCAGGCGAUGUGGGGCCAGCCGCCGCCACAGGCGGCCUAUGGGCAACCGCCUGCUCCGCAGCAGUACUACGCUGCUCCUCAGGCGCCGUCCGCUCCCGCGGCGGCGGACGAGGUGAGGACGCUCUGGAUCGGAGAUCUCCAGUACUGGAUGGACGAGACUUACAUCCACGGCUGCUUCGCGUCCACCGGGGAGCUUCAAUCCGUGAAGCUUAUCCGUGACAAGCAAACUGGACAACUUCAGGGUUAUGGCUUUGUUGAGUUUACGAGCCAUGCAGCCGCUGAGCGAGUUCUUCAAGGGUACAAUGGACAUGCAAUGCCAAAUGUUGACCUAGCAUACAGACUGAAUUGGGCCAGUGCUGGUGAAAAGCGUGAUGAUACCCCAGAUUAUACAAUUUUUGUUGGGGAUUUGGCAGCAGAUGUUACAGAUUACAUAUUACAAGAGACAUUCAGGGUCCAUUACCCUUCAGUGAAGGGCGCAAAAGUUGUCACUGAUAAGAUGACAAUGCGUUCAAAGGGUUAUGGAUUUGUAAAAUUCGGUGAUCCUACAGAGCAAGCUCGUGCCAUGACAGAAAUGAAUGGGAUGCCUUGUUCUUCCAGACCUAUGCGCAUUGGUCCAGCAGCAAAUAGAAAAACAACAGGGGUUCAGGAGAGAGUACCAAAUACAAAUACUCAAGGAGCUCAGUCUGACAAUGAUCCUAACAAUACCACCAUAUUUGUUGGUGGCCUUGACCCCAAUGUCACUGAAGACGCCUUGAAACAAGUGUUUGCUCCUUAUGGAGAAGUUAUCCAUGUUAAGAUCCCUGUUGGGAAAAGAUGUGGUUUUGUUCAGUUUGUAAACAGGCCUUCUGCUGAGCAAGCUCUGCAAAUGCUGCAAGGGACCCCAAUUGGUGGGCAGAAUGUUAGGCUUUCAUGGGGACGUAGCCCUUCGAACAAGCAGGCUCAGCCUCAGCAGGAAUCCAGCCAGUGGGGUGCUAAUGCUGGUGCUGGUUACUAUGGUGGCUAUGGACAAGGUUAUGAUGCUUAUGGCGGGUAUGCACAACCUCAAGAUCCUAACAUGUAUGGUUAUGGAGCUUAUGCUGGUUAUCCCAAUUACCAACAACAAGCAGUAGCACAGCAGCCGCCACAACAACAGUGAGUCGAGGCACGUCAGAACCCAUUUGAAGGAACUGUCAAGCCAUGUUCGAGUACUUGUCAAUAGAGAGAGAGAGAGAGGGACGGUUUAUAGACUCCAGAUUUUGAUUGCCUCUGGCAAGGUCUAUUUAUGCACUGUAUUAUGAACAUCUGCUUACUGUCGCCCCAUUGUGAUUCUUCGGAUAUGCACUGGAAAUUAUGCUUUGUUUUACCGCCUCCUGCUCUACCGCUAUUUAUUAUCGUGAUCAACUGUUAAAUCAAAUAUUUUACCGGUUA
This is a messenger RNA of Brachypodium distachyon (stiff brome), 1647 nucleotides long. RefSeq names its product polyadenylate-binding protein RBP45. The transcript is spliced from 7 exons. Gene Ontology annotation, molecular function: mRNA binding. The coding region runs from base 95 to 1375 and encodes 426 amino acids. Gene Ontology annotation, cellular component: cytosol. Lineage: Eukaryota; Viridiplantae; Streptophyta; Magnoliopsida; Poales; Poaceae. The record is from RefSeq and is a predicted model, not a curated record.